Molecule: messenger RNA, 1503 nt
Organism: Cynocephalus volans (Philippine flying lemur)
Lineage: Eukaryota; Metazoa; Chordata; Mammalia; Dermoptera; Cynocephalidae
Gene: POU3F3
Product: POU class 3 homeobox 3
Exons: 1
Coding region: 1-1503 (500 amino acids)
Biological process (GO): regulation of transcription by RNA polymerase II; brain development
Cellular component (GO): nucleus
Molecular function (GO): DNA-binding transcription factor activity, RNA polymerase II-specific; RNA polymerase II cis-regulatory region sequence-specific DNA binding
Source: RefSeq, a predicted model, not a curated record
AUGGCCACGGCGGCUUCUAACCCCUACCUGCCGGGGAACAGCCUGCUCGCGGCCGGCUCCAUUGUGCACUCGGACGCGGCAGGGGCCGGCGGCGGUGGUGGUGGCGGCGGCGGGGGGGGCGGCGGCGGAGGCGGCACGGGGGGCGGCGGCGGUGGCAUGCAGCCGGGUAGCGCCGCCGUGACCUCAGGCGCUUACCGGGGGGACCCGUCCUCCGUCAAGAUGGUCCAGAGCGACUUCAUGCAGGGAGCCAUGGCCGCCAGCAACGGCGGCCAUAUGCUGAGCCACGCGCACCAGUGGGUCACGGCCCUGCCCCACGCCGCCGCCGCCGCCGCCGCUGCCGCCGCCGCUGCCGUGGAAGCCAGCUCGCCGUGGUCCGGCAGCGCCGUGGGUAUGGCCGGCAGCCCCCAGCAGCCACCGCAGCCGCCGCCGCCGCCGCAGGGCCCCGACGUGAAGGGCGGCGCCGGGCGCGACGACCUGCACGCGGGCACAGCGCUGCACCACCGCGGGCCGCCGCACCUCGGGCCCCCGCCGCCGCCCCCGCACCAGGGCCACCCCGGGGGCUGGGGGGCUGCCGCCGCCGCCGCUGCCGCCGCUGCAGCCGCCGCCGCCGCCGCGCACCUCCCGUCCAUGGCCGGGGGCCAGCAGCCGCCGCCGCAGAGUCUGCUCUACUCACAGCCAGGGGGCUUCACGGUGAACGGCAUGCUGAGCGCGCCCCCGGGGCCCGGCGGCGGCGGCGGCGGCGCGGGCGGCGGCUCCCAGAGCCUGGUGCACCCGGGGCUGGUGCGCGGGGACACGCCCGAGCUGGCCGACCACCACCACCACCACCACCACCACGCGCACCCGCACCCGCCGCACCCGCACCACGCGCAGGGACCCCCGCACCACCACGGCGGCGGCGGCGCGGGGCCCGGACUCAACAGCCACGACCCGCACUCGGACGAGGACACGCCAACGUCGGAUGACCUGGAGCAGUUCGCCAAGCAGUUCAAGCAGCGGCGCAUCAAGCUGGGCUUCACGCAGGCCGACGUGGGGCUGGCGCUGGGCACGCUGUACGGCAACGUGUUCUCGCAGACCACCAUCUGCCGCUUCGAGGCCCUGCAGCUGAGCUUCAAGAACAUGUGCAAGCUCAAGCCGCUGCUGAACAAGUGGCUGGAGGAGGCGGACUCGAGCACCGGCAGCCCCACGAGCAUCGACAAGAUCGCGGCGCAGGGCCGCAAGCGCAAGAAGCGGACCUCUAUCGAGGUGAGCGUCAAGGGCGCGCUCGAGAGCCACUUCCUCAAGUGCCCCAAGCCCUCGGCGCAGGAGAUCACCAACCUGGCCGACAGCCUGCAGCUGGAGAAGGAGGUGGUGCGGGUCUGGUUCUGCAACCGGCGCCAGAAGGAGAAGCGCAUGACGCCGCCCGGGAUCCAACAGCAGACGCCCGACGACGUCUACUCGCAGGUGGGCACUGUGAGCGCCGACACGCCGCCGCCGCACCACGGAAUGCAGACGAGCGUGCAGUGA